ACGCUAUUAACCCGUAACGAAACAAAGCUCGUUUGCUUCCUCCAAUGGCUCUUGUACUGUCUCCUGUUUGUGCGGAAGCUCUCAAAUUCCAGAACCCAUUGUUGAAUUCUUGCUCAAGAAGUCCAUGGCGUGUCACGGCGUGGAAUAGCAGUGCUUUGAGUUUGAUGGGUCAUGGUGGAAGGCGCAGAGGUUGUGGCAGACUCAGGGUUGCGGCCAAGGAUUCAACUUUAACGGAUGCUGUUGCUGAUGACUAUUAUGAGGUUUUGGGAUUGCUUCCAGAUGCCACGCCGGAGCAGAUAAAAAAAGCUUAUUAUAAUUGUAUGAAAGCUUGCCAUCCGGACUUGAGCGGCAAUGAUCCAGAGACCACAAAUUUCUGCAUGUUCAUUAAUGAAGUCUACGCGGUACUUAGUGACCCUGUGCAGCGCAUGAUUUAUGAUGAGAUUCAUGGGUAUGCAUUGACGGCUAUCAAUCCUUUUCUAGACGACUCCAGCCCGAACGAUCACGUAUUCGUUGAUGAGUUUAGCUGCAUCGGCUGUAAAAACUGUACCAAUGUGGCUUCAGAUGUAUUUCAAAUUGAGGAUGACUUUGGAAGAGCCAGAGUAUACAGCCAGUGCGGGAAACAAGAAAUAGUUCAGCAAGCAAUUGAUAGUUGCCCAGUUGAUUGCAUCCACUGGACUUCUGCUGCACAACUAUCCUUGCUUGAAGAUGAAAUGCGCAGGGUAGAAAGAGUAAAUGUUGCACUGAUGCUUGCAGGAAUGGGAUCAUCAUCAGAUGUAUUCAGGAUGGCAAGUUCUCGAUGGGAAAAAAGACAAGCAAAAGUCCUGGAACAAGCUAAAGUAAGGAUGGCGAAGAAGAAAGGUGCUGAUGAAACUGAAUCAUACUGGGACAACCUUUGGGGCACGCCAAAAGACUACAAAAAAUCAGAGGAGGAAGUGAAAGAGAGAGCAAAAAGAGCAGCCGCAGCGGCUCGAAGAUGGAGGGAAUACUCAAGGAGGGGGGUUGAUAAGCCUCCCACUUUUAAACUUCCUGAGACAAUCGUCGAGAAGGAAAAAUGAUCAGUGUCCCAAGUGGACGAUUCCACAACAAAGCUAUUGUAUUUUGGGAGAACUUGUGUUUGGAUUCUGCACCCUUGGUUGAACGAAAAGACGAAGCCACUUGAAUCAGACUAAAUUAUGAAUGAUGACAAGGAAAACGAAAAAAAGAAAAAAAAAAAAAAAAGAAAAAAACUCAAUUCUGAACAAAAAAUGGAAUAACAUCACGAAACCAGGCCAGUCUUUAUUUUGUUUUGCAACUUGAAUUUAGUUUUUGUUUUUUCACCCUUUUCUGGCUCAGUGUACUUUAGCAAUUUGUAGUUUGAUUUUUCUUUGUUUUUAAUUUUUUUUUUUUUUCUAAACUCAUUCAGUAUAUAAGUUCUAACAAUCGAUGGUCUUCAAUUUUCA
Molecule: messenger RNA, 1439 nt
Organism: Ziziphus jujuba (common jujube)
Lineage: Eukaryota; Viridiplantae; Streptophyta; Magnoliopsida; Rosales; Rhamnaceae
Product: chaperone protein dnaJ C76, chloroplastic
Exons: 10
Coding region: 45-1055 (336 amino acids)
Source: RefSeq, a predicted model, not a curated record